GCAUUCCACCGGGGAGGGCAAUUAGUGGGAUUUAGACAGCACAUUCACAUUAGGACUUGUACAAAGGAUGGAAACUACAAGAAAAAAGCAGUAGACCAGGCAGGUGUCAUGCGCUAUAGUUAUUUUAUGAGUAAGAAGAAUAAAUACAUGCAGUUAACACCAGUAAAAGCACCCUGAACAGACUGGACGUGAGAAUCUGUUAGGAAGAGGGAUUAACUUGGGUAAUAAAUAGUUUGGAAAUUAAGUUGAUGACAGUGGAAACAGAAGGCGUUAACAUAUACCCUCCCAUUUGAUGACUAUUUAAGGUGCUAAUUAGGGGCAAGGACACCUGCUAGCUGAGUGAUUGCAUUUUUAGUGGUGUAGCCGUGAGUCUAGUAGCCAUGGCUCCUCUAUGUGCCAGCGUGCUGUUUGUAGCCCUUUGGGCUCAGUUGGCACAGGCUCAGUUCCCUAGAGUUUGUAUGACAGUGCAGACACUGGUAGAAAAGAGGUGCUGUCCUCCUCUUGGCUCUGACCCAGCCAAUGUAUGCGGCUCCCAGCAAGGACGGGGCCAGUGCGUGUCUGUGGUGGUGGAUGAGAAACCGUGGAGUGGACCUUAUACUUUGCGCAAUGUAGACGACCGGGAACGAUGGCCACUCAAGUUCUUUAAUGCUACCUGCAAGUGUACAGGAAACUUUGCAGGAUAUAAUUGUGGCGACUGCAGAUUUGGCUGGACGGGACCCAAUUGUGAUCAACGAAAGCCGCCAGUUGUACGGAAGGAUAUCCAUGCUUUAACUGCACAGGAGAGAACCCGGUUUUUGGAUGCACUGGAUCAAGCCAAGACUACUAUUCACCCGGAAUAUGUGAUUGCUAAGCAGCAUUGGCUAAGCAUCCUCGGGCCUAAUGGAACAGAACCACAAAUCGGAAACACAAGCAUCUAUAACUAUUUUGUAUGGCUUCAUUACUACUCUGUGAGGGAUACACUACUAGCACCUGGACGCCCGUUCAAAGGAAUAGAUUUCUCCCACCAGGGGCCCGCUUUUGUUACCUGGCAUAGAUACCACCUGCUGUUGCUGGAGAGAGAUAUUCAGAAAAUGCUUGGUGACGAUUCUUUUGCUUUGCCUUACUGGAACUUUGCAACAGGAAGGAAUGAGUGUGAUAUCUGUACUGAUGAGCUGUUAGGCGCACCCAGAUUGGACAAUCCCAAUCUAAUUAGUCUUGGUUCCAGAUUUUCACGAUGGGAAAUUGUUUGCAACAGUUUGGAUGACUACAAUAGACUGGUUACACUCUGCAAUGGAACUAAUGAAGGCCUUCUUCAGAGGAGCCCAGUAGAUAGAUCUGGAGGGCAACUGCCUACCAUGGAUGAUGUACAAAAAUGUCUUUCACUUAAAGCGUUUGACAACCCUCCCUUUUUCAGUAACUCAACUUUCAGUUUCCGUAAUGCACUUGAAGGUUUUGAUAAACCAGAUGGAACACUUGAUUCUCCUGCCACAAGUCUCCACAACUUGGUCCAUUCCUUCCUAAAUGGAACCAGUGCUCUGCCUCACUCUGCUGCCAAUGAUCCAAUAUUUGUGGUUCUUCAUUCUUUCACUGAUGCAAUUUUUGAUGAAUGGAUGAAACGUAAUCAACCCAAUGAUACAGAAUGGCCAGAAGAGCUUGCUCCAAUAGGACACAACCGCAUGUACAACAUGGUGCCAUUCUUUCCCCCAGUAACAAAUGAUGAACUUUUUGCACCUGCUGAGCUGUUGGGGUAUACGUAUGCUAUAGAUUUACCAGCUUCUGAUGAAGAUGGUGGUGCAGUAGGAGUAAUGGUUGCAGCAACUGUUGGUGGUGCUCUUCUUGCAUUGCUUGUACUUCUGGUUGUCUUGCUCCUCUACAUGCACCGAAAACAGCGACAAGGCUUUGAACCUCUGCUGAAUGCAAGAUACAACACAAGAUACACAGAUGAUGCAUAGAGCAAAACUUGUUGUAUAUAUAUUUA
Spea bombifrons (plains spadefoot toad) is the source of this 1957-nucleotide messenger RNA. RefSeq names its product dopachrome tautomerase (gene DCT). The transcript has 8 exons. The record is from RefSeq and is a predicted model, not a curated record. Lineage: Eukaryota; Metazoa; Chordata; Amphibia; Anura; Pelobatidae. Gene Ontology annotation, molecular function: oxidoreductase activity; dopachrome isomerase activity. Gene Ontology annotation, cellular component: melanosome. The coding region runs from base 381 to 1931 and encodes 516 amino acids. Gene Ontology annotation, biological process: positive regulation of neuroblast proliferation; melanin biosynthetic process from tyrosine; ventricular zone neuroblast division.